GCGCGGUUCUUCGGGGCUUCGUUGGAGGCGGUUUGUCGCCCGCAGUGUUUCUUCCGAACUUGCGGCCUCUGCUUUUACCGAAGGCGACAUUAACUCUGCGUGUGCCGGUGGCGUGCGCGGGGUUGUUUCCCGUUCCUUCCCGCGUCACCGGCCUGCCGGGGGCUCUGCGGUGUGUUCGUGCGGAACGGGAGCACGAAGCCUCACCGUCAACGGGGCGGCUGCGGGAGAUAGCAGAUAACAAUUGAAGAAAAGCAAACGUGGGUUGUUCACGGAAACGCGAUAACGUUGAUGAACGUGGAAUACAGCAGUUGCAGCACUUCAGCACCUGAACCAUGCUGCUUUUUUUGUGUUUUUCCCCUUCGCCAUCUAUUUAAAGGAGCGAACAGAGUAGCAAGGAGAACUUCUCUAAAUAUUGGAGCGUCGGAAGAAUGUGUGAAGAUAUUCUUCUGAGGAGGGGGGCGGAAUUCUGAGAACUGGACAUUACCUAGUACCCCAAAUGAACUAAACAGCGGCCUUUUCCUUAAGUAUACAGUGAGAGAGAAGGCAGGGUAAGCAGGUGCAGGUGAACCAAGAAUAUAUAUAUUUCCAGAAUAUAUUUGUUUUUUCUUCCAAAUAGAAGAUAAAUGUGUUAAGCUGGCACAGUAAUUCUGCUCAGACAUGAGCAGUGCCAGUAACUCACUGGCACGGGAAUUCUUGACGGAUGUCAACAGACUGUGCAAUGCAGUGGUCCAGAGGGCAGAGGCCAAGGAAGAUGAAGAGGAGGAAACUCACAUGGCAGCACUGGGACAAUAUUUGGUUCAAGGCCGUGGAUUUAUUUUGCUUACUACACUGAAUUCAACUAUUGAUCAGGAGCUGACAUGUCGGGAAGAACUUCUGACACUUCUCCUGUCACUUCUGCCAUUGGUGUGGAAAAUCCCUGUCCAAGAAGAAAAAGCAAUAGAUUUUAAUAUACCCUCUACAGUAGACAUAUGCCUGACCAAAGAGAAUAAUUCAAGUUCCGUGAAAUCUACUCAGGAAAAACUAGGCUUGGAUGGAAGCACUCGUUCAUCUCUUCAGGCUUCUGUAAAACUACAUCCUCGAUCUCGAAAAAGUGGACGUCUCCGCAAAACCACCCAUCGUUACUCCGUGCGAGAUGCGAGAAGAUCUCAGCUGUCCACUUCAGAUUCAGAAGGCAAUUCUGAUGACAAGACCACUGUCAUAACAAAACACAGACGCUCCCAGUUACUGCAGCCUUUUUUAACAUAUCCAGUUAGGGACAGCUACCUUGCAGGUAGAAGUGAUUGCCUGCCUGUGGAAGCAGUUCCAGGUCCUAAUCCUGACGCCUCUAAUCUAGAGAAUUCCAGCCAAAUUGCUCUAGCGCAUGAGCUAAACCCAGAGGUCUUGAAUGAGCCAGAUACAGGAAUUGCUAAGAAUGUGGAUAACUCUCCUUUUGACUUAUGCCAUGUUUUAUUGUCACUCCUAGAGAAGGUGUGCAAAUUUGAUAUUACUUUGAAUCACAGUUCCGCUCUUUCAGCUAGUGUGGUGCCCACAUUGACUGAGUUCUUAUCAGGAUUUGGAGACUGUUGCAGUGGAAGUAGUAGCACAGAAAAUGUAGUGUCUGCAGGGUGGACAGAAGAACCUGUGGCUCUAAUCCAAAGAAUGCUUUUUCGAACAGUGCUGCAUCUUAUGUCUUUAGAUAUUAGCAACACAGAAACGAUGCCUGACAAUUUACGGAGAAAUAUAACGGACUUACUUAAAGCAGCAUUAAAAAUCAGAACUUGCUUGGAAAAGCAACCUGAUCCUUUUGCUCCAGGAUACAAGAGAACACUACAGCAGCUGCCGGUUCAGGGUGACAUCUCAUUUUCUAGGUAUCAUCACAGAGCCUUGCUCCUACCUGAGGUUAUAGAAGGCAUCUUGCAGAUUUUGAUCUGCUGCCUACAAAGUGCAUCUUCAAAUCCAUUCUACUUUAGCCAAGCUAUAGAUCUGGUUCAUGAGUUCAUACAGCAUCAGGGAUUUAAGCUGUUUGAAGUAACUGUGCUUCAAAUGGAAUGGCUGUGUAUGAAGAGUGAGGCAGUAACUGGGAAAGCCUCAGAGCAUCUGAAGGGCCUAAUCAACAGCAUCAUGAAAAUAAUCAGCACUGUCAAGAAAGUGAAAUCGGAGCAGCUCCAUCAAUCAAUGUGUACAAGAAAGCGGCACAGACGAUGUGAGUACUCUCACUUCAUGCAUCACCACAGAGAUCUCUCUGGGCUCUCUGUAUCUGCUUUUAAAAACCAGGCUUCCAAAAGCCCCUUUGAAACCUCUGAUGGAGAAGUUCAUUAUCCUGACAGAUGCUGUUGCAUUGCUGUUUGUGCACACCAGUGUUUGCACUUGUUGCAACAAGUUUCUUUGAGCAGCACUUGUGUUCAACUUCUCUCGGGUGUACAUAAUGUAGGAAUAUGUUGUUGUAUGGAUCCAAAGUCUGUGAUCAUCCCAUUACUUCAUGCUUCCAAGUUACCAAUAUUAAAAAACUUUCAGCAGCACAUACUGAAUAUCCUUAACAAGUUUAUAUUGGAUCAGCUGGGUGGAGCAGAAGUUUCUCCAAAAAUUAUACAAGCAUCGUGCAAUAUAUGUACUGUUGACUGUGACCAACUAGCUCAGCUUGAAGAUGCCUUGCAGGGCAACUCUAGUGAUGCUGGUCUUGCAUCUAGUUCCUCUUGCAGAGUUCAAGGAAUUCUGCCUAGCAGUGGAUCUGAAGAUGUGUUGUUGAGAUGGGAUGCAUUGGAGGCUUAUCAGGACAUUGUUUUUGAAGAAGACAAACUACGGGGCAUGCAGAUUGCAAGCCAUAUUUGCCACUUAAUUCAAAAGGGAAAUGCAGUGGUCCAAUGGAAACUAUAUAACUGUAUUUAUAAUCCUGUGCUUCAGAGAGGGGUUGAACUAGCUUGCCAUGCUCAACAACUCGGACUAACGACAGCUGAUAAACAUGCAGUCAGCUACCAUAGCCAGUGUUUGCCUUCUGAAGUACUUCAGAUUUAUUUACAGACACUCCCUGUGUUGCUUAAAUCCAGGGUAAUUAGAGAACUGUUUCUGAGUUGUAAUGGAGUGAAUCAAAUGACCGAGUUAAAUUACUUAGACACUUUAAGAAGCCAUUCUUUGAAAGUGUUAGAGACUUUGAUAAUCUGCCUUGGUGAUCAGGAGAAAGACCAAACGAUGCCAGAACUGGAAGGCCUCAACAGCGAACAAAAAGAGUCUAUGUCUGACUUGCCUGCAUCUCUUUUUAGCCAGCAUGCUGUUUCAGAAGUUCCUCAAAGCCUGAGCAAGUUUUAUGCUGGCUUGAAAGAGGCUUACCCAAAAAAGAAAAAGUUUGUGAGCCAAGACAUUCACAUCAACACAAUAAACCUAUUCCUCUGUGUUGCUUUUUUAUGUGUAAGUAAAGAAGCAGAUGGUGAUCUGGAUUCAGCUAAUGACUCUGAAGAUACAUCAGGAUAUGAUAGUACAGCUAGUGAGCCGUUAGGCCACAAAUUACCGUAUCUGUCACUGGAAAGCCUUACUUUGCCCUCCCUGGAACAUAUUCACAGGGCUGCAGAUAUUUGGUCCAUGUGUCGUUGCAUCUAUUUGUAUAGUUCAGUUUUCCAGAGACAGUUUCAUAGACUUGGAGGCUUUGAAGCGUGCUAUAGGUUACUAAUCCUGAUAAUUCAGAAACUUGCAAAAAAUAAGGAAAAGGAGCAAGAAAAGAGGGAGAGAGGAUUGAAUGAAAGCAGCAGAAGUUCACAUGGGAGUCCUCGUGGUGAGCUCCUCAACAAGGAUGACUCUGUUCAGCUGGCUAAAAGCAGAGAGGUGACACAGUUGGAGCUUGAGAGUUCUGACAGUCUUGCUGGUGCAGAACAGCUGGUGCCUGAAUGUGUCUCCUGUCACAGCUCUUUGAGUGGGGAACACACGUCAGUUACUUCAGGUGCCAAUCUUGAGGGGAUAAAGACUUCCGGAAGAGAAGAGGCUGAGUGGGCACUUCAAGGUAUCAGACUUCUAGAAGCUCUGCUGACAAUCUGUCUGCACAGUGCGAGCACCAUGCAACAGAAGAUGGAAGGAGAGUUGUUUCACCAGAAUAAUUGUGUGGAUGAUAUCUUACUUCAAAUAAGAGAGCAGCUUGCUCAGUCAAAAGUGAUAGAAACUGACUUGGCAAAGCCUCUGUUUGAUUCACUACUUCGUGUUGCAUUGGGCAAUUUUUCUGCUGAUCUGGAUCAUUCUGAAGAAAAAGUUGAAAAGACCUAUUACACUGAAAAAGAGCCUGUGCCACAACCUGAAGAUAUUUCUGAAGAAACUGAAGAAUCACAGUGCUGUAGUUUUAAACUUUUUGCUGAAGAGGAAGGAUAUGAAGCAGAUAGUGAAAGUAACCCGGAUGAUAGUGAAACCAAGAAUGAUGGUAAAGGAGCAGACACAAAGGCAGAACCAGGAUGUACUGGUCCUCCAGGUUAUUCUAAUGACCUAGCUGGCAACAUCAAUCAAGGAGAAUUAAUAUAUCCUGAAAUCUGCAUGUUAGAAUUACACUUGCUCUCAGCUGGUAAUGCAAGUUUAGAUGUGCUUGCUCAUGUAUUCCGAAGCUGCCUGAAAAUCAUCAGCCAGAAGGAGAGAAAUGCCACUGUACUUAUAGAACAGGGAGCUGUUAAACAUCUUUUGGGCGGAUUUAUGAACAUAUUGACACAAGUGGAGUCUAGUUUUCAUGCAUGUCAGAUGGUGCUGGUAGACCUGUUAGUUUCCUUGAUGAGUUCACAGACAUGUUCAGAAGAGCUAACGCUUCUUCUGAGGAUAUUUUUGGAGAAGACACCUUGUACGGAGAUACUGCUCAAGGGUGUAUUGAAGAUAAUAGAAAAUAGCACUUAUAUGAACCCGUUACAGUACCUUGCCUUCCCUUUGCUCCACGGCACAAAUCUGAGUGGUAGUUCUUCACAAAAAUCUGGUAGCACUUCCAAUAGCAAAACUGCUGGACUUUCAAAAAGAGCGAGAUUUUCACAGAGUAAGAAAGAGGCAGAUGGUGAAAAUUUGAGUCACCAGCUGCUUUCUUCUUGGCAUGUAGCCCCGGUUCACUUGCCUUUAGUUGGACAAAACUGUUGGCCACACAUGUCUGAAGGCUUCAGUGUCUCACUGUGGUUUCAUCUGGAGUAUGCUCACGAAACAGAAAAUUCAACAGAAAAGGGGAAAAAAAUCAAGAGAAGCAACAGACUGGUAGCUGUAAGAGAGAGCAGUUUUGACAGCACAGAAGAAACAAAGUCUUUAGGAAUGGAAUACCUGAGCCUGGGAGAUAAACUUGUUGAAGAUGGCUGUAUUCAUAUAAUUUCACUGGGUUCCAAAGCACUGAUGAUACAAGUCUGGGCAGACUUGAACACUGGAGCAUUCAUAUUUCGUAUGUGCAUGGAUCCAAAUGAUGAGAUGAAAGCUGGUCUGCUGGCACAGGCUGAAUCUCCAGAGAAUGUUUUCCUUGUGGGCAGGUGGCAGCAUUUGGCACUAACAUACCUGCAGCAGCCAGAAGGCAAGAAAAAUAUCCAUGGAAAGCUGUUGCUGUGGGUUUCUGGUCAGAGGAAAUGUGAGAUUAAUUUAGAUUACUCACUGCCAAGGAAGUCAAGCUUAUCAUCUGACAGUAAUAAAACAUUUUGUAUGAUUGGGCAUUGUAUAUCAUCUCAAGAAGAAUUACUUCGAUUGUCGGGUAGAUGGAAUCUUGGAAAUCUUCUUCUAUUUAAUGGUGCAAAGAUUGGACCAGAGGAAGCAUUUUACUUAUACACAUGUGGGCCAGACUUCACAUCUGUAAUGCCUUGCAAAUAUGGCAAAACACUGACUGAUUUCUCUAAGUAUAUAAGUAAAGAGAUUCUACAAUGUGAACAAAUCAAGGAGCUCCUCAUGGCAAAAAAGGAAGUGGAUGUUGGGCCUUUAAUUGAGAGUCUUGCUGUUGUGUAUACCACAUCCUGUCCUGGUCAGUACACCAUAUAUGAACCUGUUAUUAGACUGAAAGGUCAAGGGAAAACUGUACCUUCCCAGAGACCUUUCAGUUCAAAAGAAGUUCAGAGCAAUGUACUGGACUCUCAUCACCUGAAAACGCUUCAGCCUGUGGAAUAUAAAACUCUUCAGGGUAUACUACAUGAAAUUGGAGGAACUGGUGCAUUUGUUUUCCUCUUUGCUAGGGUUGUAGAGAUUAACAGCUGUGAAGACACUCAAGCUUUGGCACUACAACUUAUACUGUCCUUAACAAAAUACAAUCAACAGAGAAUACAGGAGAUGGACAACUGUAAUGGUUAUUCUAUGAUUCAUCGAGUGUUGAUCAAACCAAAAUGCAUUGUUGGAUUUUGCAUGCUGAAGACUCUUCUUGAAGGAUGCUGCAGUGAUGAGAUUCUCUACAUAAAUGAAAAUGGGCAGUUCAUGCUUAACACAGAUUCUAAUGCAGUUAUCCAAGAUGUUCAAUUGUUAGAAAAGCUGCUGCUCGACUGGAAGAUCUGGUCUAAAGCAAAGCAAGGUGUUUGGGAAACUCUGUUAGCAGCUCUUGAAAUCCUUAUCAGAGCGAACCAUCACCAGCAGAUGUUUAACAUUAAACAGCUGUUGAAAGCUCAAGUGGUGCAUCACUUCCUGUUAACUUGUCAGGUUCUGCAGGAGCACAAAGAAGGGCACCUUGCAUCGCUGCCCCGGGAAGUUUGUAGGUCAUUUGUGAAAAUAAUUGAAGAAGUACUUGGAUCUCCCCCAGACCUGGAAUUGCUGAAAGUGGUCUUCAAUUUCCUCUUAGCAGUUCACCCUCCCACUAAUACAUAUGUUUGUCACAAUCCUACCAACUUCUACUUUUCCCUGCACAUAGAUGGCAAAAUUUUUCAGGAGAAAGUUGAAUCCCUUGUGUACCUGAGAAAUUCCAGCAGUGGUACGAAAUCAGUAGAGAGUUCUGCAUUUGUGAUUACAACUCCAACUGGAUUUACAGCCUCACCACUGGAAGGGAAUGCUUCCAAGGCUAGUGUACAGCAGAAGAUAAGCUCUCAGGCACCUAAAAGGCUUUGCAAAAGCUUACCAGCAUCUCCCACUUCCUCACCUCAAGUUCAGCAAAAAAGACUAACUGAAAGAAUGGGAAGGAGCAUUGAUGACCUGCAGAUAAUUGGCAAGCAUGACUACAUUGAUCUCCAGGAUAAAAUUGGUUUUGUUGGAAGUUCUGAAACCAUAAGGAGAGUACAAGAAGAACUCUUUCUUAGCAGUUGUGAGUCUGCAAAAACAGUUUGUGACUCAGAGCUAGCAUCUGCUGAAGCAUUUGAAGAUAUUGUAAAAGAAGAGUUAUCUGAAAAUACAUUUGAGAGUAAAGAAGUAGAUGCAGACCUAAAAUGUCUUGACAGUGGUGGAGCUGCAGCUGAGCCAUCAUUACAUCGACCGGACAAUCUGAAAGGCCUGCCUUCAUUUCAGAAGAGUCAGACUAAUUUUGCAGGGUUGGGCUUAGCAUUUUCUGUUCAUGGAGGAUCAUCAGCUAUUGCUCGCUGGCCAAGCUUUGCAGACAAGAAUGUAGUUCCUGAAGACUGGGAGAGUCUUGCUUUUUCUUCAGCUAAUAAGGAUACCCCAAAACCAUCUGAAAGCCCUGAUGAUAGAUGUACAGAAGACUAUCUUGUGCUUAUCUGUUGUGGAUUAUAUGACCUCUUGCGUGGAGUUCUCCUAAUUCUACCAGAUGUCAUGCUAGAAGAUGUGAUGGACAAACUUAUACAGCCUGAUUAUCUUAUAGUACUUGUGAACCACCCAUCUCCUCUCAUACAGCAAGGCGUCAUUAAAUUGUUGGAUGCAUAUUUCAACAGAGCAAGGAGGGAGCAGAAGGAGAAAUUCUUAAAGAAUCGUGGCUUCUCCUUGCUAGCCAACCAGCUGUACCUCCACCAGGGCACUCAGGAAGUUGUAGAGUGCUUUUUGGAAAUGCUCUUUGGCCGCUCUGUUAGCUUGGAUGAAGAAUUUGAUCUGGAAGAUGUCAAGAAUGUUGGACUCUUUCAAAAAUGGUGUGUCAUUCCUGUUCUGGGUCUUAUAGAGAACUCUUUGUAUGAUAAUGUUCUGCUGCAUAACUGCUUCUGUCUCCUGCUGCAAAUCAUAAGUUCCUGCUCAAAAGUUGCAGACCUGCUGCUUGAUAAUGGUUUGCUCUACGUGUUGUGUAAUACACUGGCUACUCUCAAUGGACUGGAAGCAAACUUUGUUUGCAGCAUUCCCUUGACUGACUACAAGUUACUUGCAUGCGAUAUCCAGCAGCUGCUGGCAGCAGUUGCCAUUCAUGCCUGCAGCUCCUCGGGUUCUCAAUAUUUUCGUGUUAUUGAAGACCUCAUUGUGCUGCUGGGUCAUCUUCAAAAUAGUAAAAAUGCAAGGAUGCAAAAUAUGGCAGUUGUUCUGCAGCUGAGAGUUCUUCAAGCAGCUAUUGAAUUGAUAAAAACCACAGCAAACCAAGAUGCUCAGGAGCAGGCUGGUUCAGCCCCACUGCCAUCGGCACCGCAUCGCGCAAUGUUUCAAAAGCGUAAAGGCAUUGCUGGCUCCAGAAAGUUUUCACUUGCUCAGUCUGAUGCUCUGCUGAUGAAAAUGCGUUCACUAGCAAGUGAGGAAUUCAACAUGAUGAUGCAGCGGAGAAUGAGCCAAGAAAAUCCUAUCCAAGCCACCGAGACCGAAUUUGUGCAAAGGUUACAGCGGCUGACUGUUCUAGCUGUUAACAGGCUCAUUUAUUUAGCAUCUACUGAAGAGUGCCUUGAUGUACUCGGUAUAACAGAAGCCACAAGUCAAAGCAGACUUUCAGCAUCCCAGCUGGAAGUUCCUGAAGAGGAAAGCCAGCAAGAACUGCCUAACAGAACAAAUCCUUUUCUUAAAGAAAUGUUCAAAAUGUUGGUGGAAGGAGUCAAAGUAUCCAUUGGCACCAGCAGAAUGAACACACCAAAGCAGCAGUGGAAGAGAAUCCUCUUGUCAUGUAAGGACACAUUCCGUACACAACUUGGGAGGCUUCUUGUGCACAUCUUGUCUCCAUCAAGGCCGCUGCAAGAGAGAAAACAGGUUUUGGAGAUGGUACAUGAAAUAAACCAUCAAGAGAUUAUACGUGACUGUCUUAUCCCAACUUUGCAACAUGGACCUAAAUUAGUGCUCUAUUUAUAUGAGUUAAUGCACAGUCACAGUGAUGAAAUGACUAAAGAAGAACAAAGAGCAGCAGGAGACUUUGUGAAUACACUAAAAUGUUGUGGCUAUAAAUGUAUUCCCCUGAGCCCACGACCAAAACCAGAUCUAAUAAAAGCUUUGAAAGAGGAUCAGAAGAAAUAUGAGGUGGAAGAAGGUGUAAACAAAGCUGCCUGGGAGAAGACAAUGGCUAAUAAUCGACAAAAUCUCUUUCAGCGUCUGGAUACAAAAUCUAAAGACAUUUCUAAAAUAGCUGGAGACAUCACACAAGCUGUGUCUCUGUCACAAGGAAUGGAAAGGAAGAAAGUAAUCCAGCACAUCAGGGGGAUGUAUAAGGCAGAGCUAAGUGCCAGCAGACAUUGGCAGGAACUUGUUCAGCAGCUUACUCAUGAUCGAGCACUCUGGUAUGACCCAGUCUAUUACCCAGCUUCUUGGCAACUGGAUCCAACAGAGGGCCCUAACAGAGAGAGGCGCCGCCUGCAGAGGUGCUACCUAACUAUUCCAAAUAAGUACCUUCUCCCAGACAGGCAGAAACAGGAAGGUGUGAUAAAGACUCCAUUAUCUUAUCUAUUUGAAGACAAAACACAUUCUUCUCACUCUUCUACUGUAAAGGACAAAGCUGCAAGUGAACAUAUAAGAGUUAAUCGAAGAUGUGUAAGUGUAGCACCUUCUAGAGAGACUGCUGGUGAACUUUUGCUAGGAAAAUGUGGCAUGUAUUUUGUUGAAGACAAUGCUUCAGACACAAUUGAAAAUUCUAGUUUUCAUGGGGAAACUGAACCAGCAUCGUUUUCUUGGACCUAUGAGGAAAUUAAGGAAGUUCAUAAGCGCUGGUGGCAGUUAAGAGACAAUGCUGUGGAAAUAUUUCUAACGAAUGGCAGAACUUUACUCUUGGCUUUUGAUAAUACAAAGGUCCGUGAUGAUGUGUACCACAACAUCUUAACUAACAAUUUACCUAACCUUUUGGAAUAUGGAAACAUGACUGCUUUGACCCACCUCUGGUGCACAGGACAGAUUACUAACUUUGAAUAUCUGACUCAUUUAAACAAACAUGCCGGCCGUUCCUUCAAUGAUCUCAUGCAAUAUCCAGUAUUUCCUUUUAUACUUUCUGACUACACUAGUGAAACGCUGGACCUAAAUGAUCCAUCAGUAUAUAGAAAUCUGGUCAAACCAAUAGCUGUGCAGUCUAAAGAAAAAGAAGAUCGUUAUGUGGACACUUACAAGUAUUUGGAAGAAGAAUACCGUAAAGGAGCACGAGAGGAUGAUCCAAUGCCCCCUGUACAACCAUAUCACUAUGGAUCUCAUUAUUCCAACAGCGGAACUGUGCUUCAUUUCCUAGUUAGGCUACCACCUUUUACUAAAAUGUUUUUAGCCUAUCAAGAUCAAAGUUUUGACAUCCCAGACAGAACUUUCCACUCUACCAAUACAACCUGGCGACUGUCUUCGUAUGAAUCAAUGACUGAUGUAAAGGAGCUUAUCCCAGAAUUUUUCUACCUUCCCGACUUUCUAGUUAACAGAGAAGGUUUUGAUUUUGGAGUACGUCAAAAUGGUGACAGAGUUAACCAUGUCAAUCUUCCACCCUGGGCUCGUAACGAUCCUCGUCUGUUCAUCUUGAUUCAUCGUCAGGCUUUGGAGUCUGACCAUGUUUCCCAGACAAUCUGUCACUGGAUUGAUUUGGUGUUUGGUUAUAAACAAAAAGGCAAGGCCUCUGUUCAGGCUAUUAAUGUCUUUCAUCCUGCAACCUAUUUUGGAAUGGAUGUUUCUGCUGUUGAGGAUCCUGUUCAGAGAAGAGCCCUUGAAACAAUGAUAAAAACAUACGGGCAAACACCUCGGCAGCUGUUCCAUGCAGCACACGUUAGCAGACCUGGAUCCAGGCUUGUCAUGGAAGGAGAACUUCCUGCUGCCAUGGGAUUACUUGUGCAGUUUGCUUUCAGAGAAACCAGAGAACACACUAAAGAAAUAAUAUAUCCAAGUCCGUUACCAUGGAUCAAAGGCUUGAAGUGGGGGGAAUACGUUGGUUCCCCAAGUGCUCCAGAUCCUGUUGUCUGCUUUAGCCAACCACAUGGAGAAAGGUUUGGCUCUCUCCAGGCUUUGCCAACUAAAGCUAUCUGCGGUUUGUCCCGCAAGUUUUGCCUUUUGAUGAUAUAUAGCAAGGAGCAAGGUGUGAGAAGCAUGCACAGUACUGAUAUUCAGUGGUCAGCUAUCCUGAGCUGGGGAUAUGCAGAUAACAUUUUACGACUGAAAAGCAAGCAAAGUGAGCCUCCAGUAAAUUUUAUACAGAGCUCACAGUUCCAUCAGGUAACAAGUUGUGCUUGGGUGCCAGACAGCUGUCAGCUGUUCACAGGUAGUAAAUGUGGUGUCAUCACAGCAUAUAUGAACAGAUUCACUAGCAAUACGCCUUCAGAGAUAGAAAUGGAGUCACAAGUCCAUCUGUAUGGUCACACAGCGGAAAUAACAAGCUUGUUUGUGUGCAAACCAUACAGUAUAAUGAUAAGUGUCAGCAAAGAUGGAACCUGCAUCAUAUGGGAUUUGAACAGGCUAUGCUAUGUCCAGAGUCUGGCUGGACACAAGAGUCCUGUGACUGCAGUUUCAGCUAGUGAAACAACUGGUGAUAUUGCAACAGUUUGUGAUUCAGUUGGAGGGGGUAGCGAUUUAAGACUUUGGACAGUUAACGGUGAUCUCGUGGGACAUGUGCACUGCAGGGAAAGUAUUUGUUCUGUUGCCUUCUCUAACCAGCCUGAAGGAGUGUCUGUCAAUGUGAUUGCAGGGGGGCUGGAAAAUGGAGUUGUACGACUGUGGAGUACAUGGGACUUGAAGCCAGUACGAGAAAUAACAUUUUCCAAGUCAGCCAAACCUAUUGUAAGCCUUACAUUUUCCUGUGAUGGUCAUCACUUGUUCACAGCUAAUAGUGAUGGAAAUGUUAUAGCUUGGUGUCGCAAGGACCAGCAGCGCUUGAAGUUACCCAUGUUCUACUCAUUCCUUAGCAGCUAUGCAGCUGGGUGAUGACUAUUUUUGCUGCUAACUCAUGUCUCUGAUGCACUUUAAAUCCAAAAUAGAUUAUAGAAUCUCUUAAACUGGAUUUUGAAGUAGUUUGAAUAUCUCUAGAAUGACUGAAUUUUAUUUUAUUUUUUUUCCUUAAAGAGCAGUCUAAGGUGGUUGUAAAAUUGCAUAUGUGCAUGCACAAACCUGAAGCAUAUCCAGGUCACCAGGAAGCUCUGGUCAUAUACUCCAAUACCAGCAAAGUGACUCAUAAACACUCUAACAUACAAGUCAAAAUGCUGCAAUAGAAAAACAUAAUAGUGUUGGGGUUUUUUUUAAAUCACUUAUUGGACAGAAGUAUUUAAAAAAUUGAUAAUGCUUAUUCUCCCUCUUAUGUUGUAAAAUAUUGACAGCAUAAAGUUUUGUAAAUAUCUAUUAAAAUGUCAGCAUAUGUAUAUCUGAUUAGUUGAGUGUGGUAUAGUUAGCUCUGGGAUAAGCAACCCAAAACCUAAAAAUCCGAGACCACUUAAAAUUGCUUUUUUUGAGAAGCAAAGAACUUAGUAGGUGCUUUUUGCACCACCCUACGGUAUUGUAAUGCUAAAAACUUAAUUUCUUUUAUCUUUAUAUUUGUAAUUUUUGGCAUCUUCUCUGUUAAUAUAAUAGUCUUUACAACAGGCAAAAAUAAAAUUUGUCUUAGUGAUGGGUAGAGACCUCAUGGCAUCAUGAAGCAAUAGUCAGAACAUGUUUUGAUUUUAUUUUUUAAUGUAGUGCUAACUCCUUAACUUUGCAACACCUAGCUAUUGCAAUUCUGUGGCAGAAUUUAUUAUAUACAUACACACAGCUUAUCUUCCAGAGCUCUAAAAUAAGGUGUUAAAGAAGGCACAGAUGUGCUCCUGUUCUAGUGUCAUUGAAGUUCAAUACACUGUAAAAUGUUUGAAUCUAACUGCUUGAAUAAUCAAUGUUCAUAGGCAUCAGAUGAUUUGGAAGAGUUUAUACAGAUACACUGUGCAAAUGUUAUUAAUUCCUAGGUGCUAUUUUUUGAGGGGGAAAAAAUAAGCCUCCAUUGUAAAAGGCUUAACGAAUUUGAAUUCUUAGGCCAGAUCAAAAAUAAACAUUUCAGUUGAUGGAUUUAAAGACCUUUAAACCUGACACCGUGAAUGAGUGCCUACUAGUCAUGCAAAUGGUAAAGCAAGAAUGCUACACAAAUCUGAUGUAGUUACAUUUUUCUUUUAAAUUGCUUUGCUUUUUCAUCGUUGACAUGUUCCACUAUUGCCAUACAGAUGAACUGCUACAUCUUCUCAUGUGUAAGGUUCAUCUGCCUUCAAAACACUGUAUAUGAAAUUGUCAAUUUGUGAUGAUGACAUACACACAAGAAAUCUUUAUACUUCCUUUGAAAAUUCCAGUCUUCAGAAAUUCUUGCAACUUCCUGGUUGAAGAACUUUUAAAACUGGAAAAACUUAAAUGUUCUCAUAGUCCAUGACACAAAGGCUGAUCUUUGGUUCAAUUACGCAAGUGGCUACAUACUGUAUUAAUUGAAUUUUAAACUGCAGAUUUUGUAGCAGCAUUGUAUGGGAUGGCUUUAGUCAUAUUUUUCACUGUCUAAAUAUUAUUGUAAGGUCCAAAUGCAGACUGAAAAGCUUCCUGGCUCAUGUUGAAGUGAUGUGCUUUAUUUAAGAGAAAAAAUACAAAUAUUGUGGUUUUGGGGUCCUUUUGUGCUCCCUGGUUCGGGGUGUUGCUCACAAAGGCUUAUUUUUUUAUAAAGUAGAAUUCCACUUGUUACAAAUCAAUAUGCAAAAUUGCUGGCCUUGUAAAGAGUGCAAUAUUAUAUAUUUUUAUGUAAAAGUAAAAAUGAUUUUUUGAAGCAAGGAAUAUUUAUUCAGCUUAACAUUCUGGAACUAUUAAAAUAACACUGCAAUAGUAUCUGUGCAUGAUGUACUGAAAUUUCCUGUAAAUGUCACAUUCCAUGCUGUCUUUGUAUAUACACUGUCACAUUGUUGGGUAAUAAACAGAUCUUUGUACCAAA
Molecule: messenger RNA, 14089 nt
Organism: Columba livia (rock pigeon)
Lineage: Eukaryota; Metazoa; Chordata; Aves; Columbiformes; Columbidae
Gene: LYST
Product: lysosomal trafficking regulator
Exons: 53
Coding region: 658-12090 (3810 amino acids)
Molecular function (GO): protein binding
Source: RefSeq, a predicted model, not a curated record